AUGAACAAAAUUCGAGCCAUUCAAGAGCUCAACAGAAAAGAGAUUGAAAAUGGAAUAACUCCAGAAGCGUCAUGGCACGUCGACUACCGCGACACAGCAUUCGUCUACUUUGGCGGUCUCCCUUACGAGCUGACAGAGGGUGACGUGCUCACCAUCUUCUCCCAGUUCGGCGAACCCGUUUUCCUCAAACUAGCGCGCGACAAAGAAACCGGCAAGUCCAAGGGGUUCGGCUGGCUCCAGUACGAGGACCAGCGCAGCACAGAUCUCGCCGUCGACAACCUUGGCGGCGCCGAGAUCGGCGGCCGAAUCGUCAGCGUCGACCACGCGCGGUACAAGGCGAGGGAUGACGAGGAUCCCGCCGAGCACGACGUCAGUUGGGAGACGAUGCUGCGCAAGGAAGGGAAGCUGAAGUCUGAGGACGAGGAGAGCCAAGACGAGGCGCCCGCGCCCCAGCGGCCCAUGUUGGCUGAAGAGAAGGAGCUAGCUGCUCUGCUGAGGGACCACGACGAAGACGACCCCAUGAAGGGUUUCCUGGUGGAGGAGAAGCAGAAGGAGGUUGAGGAGGCGAGGCGCAGGAUGGACAAGAGGGAGAGGAGGCACGGACAUGGCCGCAAGCAUAGGCACAGGUCGCAUCGGCGGGGGGGGGAAGACGAGACGCCGGAUGACGGCGGCAGAGGACAUGCGAGCCGGGAAGUCAGGAGAGACAGGGACCGUGACCGGGACCGUGACCUUCAGUCUAGAAGACGCAGGGACGACGAGUCUCGGCAUGGCAGACACAGAGAGCCAGGGGAUCGGGAUGAGGACGCGUAUCAGGAGCGCAGGCGGAGAGAGGCCAGGAUUCAGGAUGAGCAUGAUCAAGACCGAAGAAGAGGGCAUGGCAGAGAGAGCGGUCGUGGUCGGCAAAGACACGGUCGUCACGGGUCUUCCGAGUCUCCCCCAAAACGAUCACGGGAUGAAGACGUCUAUCAAAGGAGGAGGAGCAGGAGCAGGAGCAGGAGCAGGAGCAGAUCGCCGCGAUGA
Molecule: messenger RNA, 1020 nt
Organism: Ustilaginoidea virens
Lineage: Eukaryota; Fungi; Ascomycota; Sordariomycetes; Hypocreales; Clavicipitaceae
Exons: 2
Coding region: 1-1020 (339 amino acids)
Biological process (GO): mRNA splicing, via spliceosome
Cellular component (GO): precatalytic spliceosome; U2 snRNP; catalytic step 2 spliceosome
Molecular function (GO): RNA binding
Source: RefSeq, a predicted model, not a curated record